Paramecium pentaurelia is the source of this 186-nucleotide messenger RNA. The record is from the annotation of a GenBank genome assembly. NCBI's taxonomy places the organism in Eukaryota, Ciliophora, Oligohymenophorea, Peniculida, Parameciidae.
AUGAACUAAGGAAAUUAAUCUUAAUAAUAAGUUAACAAUUACCAUAAUCCAUUGGAGGAUCAAUUAAAUUACAAAAAUUAUUACAGAAUAAUGGUUUUACUUUUUGCAAUUUUAGUUAUUUUAGGAAUUAUGCAAACUUAUCAAUUCACUUAAUAUAGGAGAGAGAAACUUUUAACAUUUUUAUGA